Megalobrama amblycephala (Wuchang bream) is the source of this 1404-nucleotide messenger RNA. Its product is annotated as receptor activity-modifying protein 1-like. The record is from RefSeq and is a predicted model, not a curated record. Gene Ontology annotation, biological process: G protein-coupled receptor signaling pathway; protein localization to plasma membrane; calcium ion transport. Gene Ontology annotation, cellular component: signaling receptor complex; membrane; cell surface. Gene Ontology annotation, molecular function: coreceptor activity. Lineage: Eukaryota; Metazoa; Chordata; Actinopteri; Cypriniformes; Xenocyprididae. The coding region runs from base 512 to 1087 and encodes 191 amino acids. The transcript is spliced from 6 exons.
AAACAUGGCAGAGAAGCAGAAACAGUUCAUCAGGUGUUGUAAUUGUGUGAAAGGUGAACCCUAUAAAGCCUACUAUCAUACAUGAUACACAAGGCUUUUGAAUGAUCAACAUGAUCAAAACUUUGCCAAUAAACACUACAUGCCUUCUGCCCUCUGUUUGGUAGUUCAUAUUUUUUUAGUAAGUAGUGUAAUUCCAAAUAUAUCCACAUUUUUGCUUGUUUAUAAAGUUAAUGUAAAAGUAACUUUUAUAUUGUUAGUAAUAUUUCAAGAUAAGUAACUUAUAUUACUUGAUUAUCCAUCACUGAUCCAUGAUCAUAUCAUUUUUUUGUUGUUGUUGUUGAAAAAUCAUGUUAAUAUGUAUCAAAUAUCAGGCUUUUGAUGUUUAUUUUUGUCUCUCAGUCAUCUUUUUAUUAGAUUUAUGGAUCUUGAGUGAGGAAAUGUCAUUGCUGGCUAUGGAGGCCUCACCGAGCCAUUGGAUUUCAACUAAAAUAUCUUAAUUUGUGUUCUGAAGAUGAACGAAGGUCUUAUGGGUGUGGAACGACAUGAGGGUCAAAUGACACAAGAUAACAGAACAGCUGUUGAAGAUGAGAGUCUCAGAGUCAAAACUGAAAAUGCACACAAAGAACUGAAUGAAUCUUUGAACGAGGAUACCAACAACAGCACAUACAAGAACAACGUCACAGAAAACAACGAGAUUCUUCAGCAACAAGAUUUUCACCACAUCUACAAUCACUGUUAUGAGGAGGAUUUGAUGUAUUUUGGCAAAUUGUGCAGUGAAUUUUUCAAUAUCAACAUGAGUGCACUUGGAAAGGAGAACUGGUGUAAUAUGGAGAUGGUGAUAAGAAGCUACAACCAGUUAACUGCAUGUUUGGAGCAAUUUUCCACUUAUUCAGGAUGCUACUACCCUAAUCGUGUGGUGGAGCAGACGUUCAUCACUAUACAUCAGCAGUACUUCAGCUCUUGUAGCAGUGAAGAUGAUUUAGCUGACGCCCCGGCUGGAGUCGUGCUCGUAGCCACACUGCUGCCCAUCCUCCUCAUACCCUUCAUAGUGUACAUUGUGGUCUGGAAGAGUAGUUUAAGAUACUGACUUAAAUGAGUUAAAGUGAUAGUUCACUCAAAAAUAAAAAUUCUCUCAUCACAAACCUGUAUGCAUUUCAUUCUUCUAAAUAAGAUAUUUUGAAGUUGUCUGAACCCUAACGUUCUUCAAAAUAUCUUAUUUUGUGUUUUGCAGAAGAAAAAACAUACAAGAUUGGAGAUGAGGGUGAGUAAAUAAUGACCCGGUUUUUAGUUUUUGGGUGAACUAUCUCUUUAAACUCAACUCUCCAGUGUAUAAAGUUCAUGUGCUUCACAAUGAUGUAAUUAUUGUAAAUAAAAGAGACACAGUGGGUGUCUGAUUUUUCUACA